AAAUGUUGUUCUGUGUGCCGUCAUGGCUGUGUAGGACUCUAUCUUAUGAAAAUGGAUAGAUAAGGGUUGAGACGGACGUACUAUUUUCCAGCCAUUCCUGAAUCUCUUUAUCAAGAAAAUUUCACUUGCUAUUGCUCUGAUUGUCUAAAAAUCAAAGACUUCACGAAACAGUGCACAUUUUUAUCACAAUGCAAAACUCAGUUAUAUUCCUCUUUCACUUGGCUGCUGCCAUAAAUUUUGCUUAUGGUAUUUACUAUGACCUUGUGGAAUUAAAGUUGCCUGAAGACUAUUCAAAAAUUUCAAUUGACUUUGCUGGAAGAUGGAAGUAUUUAACUUUUUGGAACAUGGUACUUCAACUAGUCUACUUUUCAUUUUCUCUCUUAAAUGAUCUGUUUGGCAGCAACUUUGUCAACAAGAAAGAUCGAACUGUUAUUCAAAAACUAAGGGAUUAUGUUUUUGGAUCACUUGUCUUCCCCUUAGGAAUGUUUGUUGCAAGCACUUUCUGGGCUUUGUGGGCCAUUAACCGUGAAUUGGUUUUUCCAGUUGCUCUUGAUGCAUUCUUUCCAGGUUGGUUGAACCACAUCAUGCACACUUCAAUUGUUCCUCUGGAUUUUAUUGAACUGCUAUUCAUUCCAAAAACAUUUCCAAAGAGAUCUCAUGCAAUGUCAGGACUCUCAGUACUCAUGCUUGGAUAUCUUGCUUGGGUAUUUGUCAUCGCUUUCAAAACCGAUUUUUGGGUUUAUCCCGUUUUAGCGGUCCUGCACUGGGGUUAUCGUUUGUUGUUUAUAGUCGGUCUCAUGGUUUUAUCGGCGUUUAUGUAUUUUUCUGGAGAAAAACUCCAUUAUGCUGUCUGGGGUGAACCAACUUCUAAGACAGUCAAGUCUUCUCAAAAAAUCGUUAAAGAGAACAAACUACCAAAAGCCACCAAAGAAGGCAAAAAUAAACGCAAACAAAAUUAAUGCAUAAUACAUUCCGUGAGCUCCAAUUGCCACGAAUAGACUCGCGGGUCCCGUAGACAUAAAUGGAAAUUAACUCAGACAUUUGAAAAUAAAUUCUUUUUAGGCUCAA
This is a messenger RNA of Daphnia pulex (common water flea), 1068 nucleotides long. RefSeq names its product androgen-induced gene 1 protein-like. The coding region runs from base 189 to 959 and encodes 256 amino acids. NCBI's taxonomy places the organism in Eukaryota, Metazoa, Arthropoda, Branchiopoda, Diplostraca, Daphniidae. The transcript is spliced from 6 exons. The record is from RefSeq and is a predicted model, not a curated record. Gene Ontology annotation, cellular component: endomembrane system; membrane.